UUCCUUUAUUGGAUUUAAAAGAAAAUAACUUAUAGACACGAAUACAUUAUUCACAAGAACUAUUUUAAAAGGGAAGUCGACCAUAACAUGGCGAUAUUUAGGAAUAUAAUUUUAGCUGUGUAUUUUGCACAUUCCUUUGUUCAAGGUGUGCCGGCCGACUGUUGUGAUGCAUUGAAAAUCAUUACAAGAGCAGAAUGGGGAGCAAGAGACCCGAAAACUACACUGAAUAUAGCAGUGCCUGUGUCGACGUUUUUUAUUCACCAUACAGAUACCUAUGGUUGUGAAACACAGGAUGUCUGCUCUGCUCGCGUCCGAAGUAUCCAACGAUACCACAUGGAGGUCAAAAAUUGGACAGAUAUCGGAUACAGCUUUUUGAUUGGCGGAGACGGCAAUGUGUACGAAGGCAGAGGAUGGAACUUCGUGGGAGCGCAUACCUAUGGCUAUAACAGCGUUUCAUUUGCGGCGUCUUUCAUUGGAAAUUACACAAGUAUGCUACCAAAUGCCAAAGCAAAUAAAGCUGUUGAUAAUCUGAUCGAAUGCGGGGUCCACCGAGGAAAGAUCAAACCUAGUUACACGCUUCAAGGCCAUCGAGAUGCGAAACAAUCGAAAACAAAAUGCCCAGGAGAUGCAUUGUACAGGGAAAUUCAAACAUGGAAUAACUAUCCAGAUAGCGGCAAGACAGUCGAAAGGGACAUUCGCGAGAGCCCGCAAGGACCACCUGACCAGGAAGGACAUUUAGAACUGUGUGAUGCAAGUGGAAAGUUUUGCGGCUGGAACCAGGAUGGUCCAUUAUUUUGGUCCAAACGACAUGGAGAAGCAGAUUGGGCGGGGAAAACUGGUCCCAGUUCAGACAGCACGGGAUCUUUGACAGGUGACUACCUCCUUGCCGACGCCACUGAUAGUACUGCUUACAAAUCUGUUAAGAUAUAUUCCGACCAUUACCCGUACGACUCCUCUGCAAACAGCUUAUACUGUGUUGAUUUCCAAUAUCACAUGUUUGGCCAAGAUGUCGGAACGCUUAGUUUGAAAUUAGUCCUGGACGACCGGUACCGCAAAACUGUCUGGCACUUAUCCGGUGACCAUGGCAACCGAUGGAUACGGAAGCGCGUAGCUGUCAACACUGCAACUAGCAUCAUCGAAAGGAAAAUGCAUUUCGAAUUCAUCGCAACGUUUAGGGGAAGUUACCUAGGCGACAUUGCUUUGGAUAACAUCCGCAUAGGAAAGGGCCGGUGCGAAAUGGUUGGCAUGGUCACCAGAAAUGUGCCAGACUGUUUCCCGUACCGUUGGAACCAGAUAUCGUCAAGUCCUAAUUUUAAACUAAGCGUUCCGACAUCGUCCCCAUACAUGUGA
Mya arenaria is the source of this 1350-nucleotide messenger RNA. RefSeq lists its product as uncharacterized. Lineage: Eukaryota; Metazoa; Mollusca; Bivalvia; Myida; Myidae. Gene Ontology annotation, biological process: peptidoglycan catabolic process. Bases 88 to 1350 code for a protein of 420 amino acids. The transcript has 7 exons. Gene Ontology annotation, molecular function: zinc ion binding; N-acetylmuramoyl-L-alanine amidase activity. Gene Ontology annotation, cellular component: membrane. The record is from RefSeq and is a predicted model, not a curated record.